Monomorium pharaonis (pharaoh ant) is the source of this 7538-nucleotide messenger RNA. RefSeq names its product probable sodium/potassium/calcium exchanger CG1090. Gene Ontology annotation, cellular component: membrane. The coding region runs from base 955 to 2847 and encodes 630 amino acids. Gene Ontology annotation, molecular function: calcium channel activity; calcium, potassium:sodium antiporter activity. The transcript is spliced from 9 exons. The record is from RefSeq and is a predicted model, not a curated record. Gene Ontology annotation, biological process: intracellular calcium ion homeostasis; calcium ion transmembrane transport. Lineage: Eukaryota; Metazoa; Arthropoda; Insecta; Hymenoptera; Formicidae.
GUAAAUCGAUCGGCAAAAUUUAUCAAGAAGCACAAUUCGAUUGGCGAGUCACUUGGGACGCGCCCGAAAGUAUAUAUCGAUAAAAGCGAUAACGGAAUCGAUGAGAUCGUGACAUUUAAUCGCACGGGGGCGGCGAGCGGCCACCCCGGGAGAGUGCUGAUACUGCAAGGGGUGCGAAGGGAGGCAGGGUAGGAGAACGCCGCGCCGUGGGAGGGAGGAAGGAAGAAAGGGAGGGGAAGAAAGAGAGAGAGAGGGAGAGAGAGAGUUUCGCGCACGUCAGGAGUGCGGGAGGCGAGAGAAGGAGAAAGAGAGAAACACGUAUACGUGAUACACACACGCACGCACGAGACCGAGACGGGACGACGGCGAGGCCAGGACGUCGCGACGGCGACAGUGAGGGGGACGGCCGAGUCGCAGCCGCGGGGCGCAAAUACGUGUGUGCGCGGCACCGGGGUGCCCGGUUGAACCCGGUGGGACAACACGCGCGCGAUCGCCAACACGAGAGAUCGGCCGCCGUGACGACGCUGGAAACGAAGACUACGAGGACGACGACGACGACGACGACGACGACGACGACGAGGAAGACGGUGACGGCGAACGGCUUUUCGAAUCGAUAAUUCGAGCGCGAUCGUGGGCAGCGUGGCGGACAAGGGACUCCCCCGAACGAGGAAGACUUCAGACGAGCGAAGACGCGGGGCCCACCCUCUCUCUUUCUUUCUCUCUCGCGCCUUUUUCUCCACCGCCACGGUGGCUCUCCUCCUUUCCACUUGGAUACGUGAUACGGAGUGAUAAGAGGAGCUCGCGCGCACGGCAGGAGCGGACGCGCCGUCUCUGCCCUCGUCGUUGUUGUAUUAUCGGCGCCGCGCUACCUGUAUCUGGCAACGGCGGUGUUACACCGUCGGCGGUACACCCUUGGGUCUUCCGGCUCUGCGGAGAGCGGCACGGACGGCGACGAUGCACGGCGACAAAGGGUUGCAGACAAUGAGAUGCAGGCCGCGUAACCUGCAGGCACGUCGUAGGAGAUGGCCUCUGCGACUGGGCCUUUUCCUGGUCUACGUUCUCGUGCAAUACGUCUCCUCCUCGAAUGUUCCUACCACGACGCCGACGACGACAACGACGCUGUUUUCGAGCUCCGCGCAGUGGACGUCGGACCUGUCGGUAUCCUCGACCGGUGUGACCGAGAAGGAGUCGAUUCCGGAAACAACGACGGAAAAGAAGCCGACGUCGCCGAGGACACACGGACACACGAAAAACCAGAACGACUUGCGAGAUCUGGCCGCAAAGUCCAAGGAGAAAAAUGAAACCAAGACGCCACCGCCGAGGCAAAGCAGCACGACCACGGCCACCCCGGUCACGCGGAUAACCACGGUCGAAUCACUGUUCGCGACGUUCAGACCGCGAAGGCCCAAUUGUUCCCCGCCAGCCAUAGAGCAGUUUCCGCAGCCGUUGAUGGGCCCCGAGGCCAGGAAACACGGGGGACUCAUAAUACACAUUCUAGCCGCUGUUUACACGUUCCUGGGCCUUGCGAUCGUCUGCGACGAUUAUUUCGUCUCGAGCCUGGACAGGAUUUGCGAAGAAUUGAGACUGUCUCCCGAUGUCGCCGGUGCCACUUUCAUGGCAGCCGGCUCUUCCGCGCCCGAACUGGCGACGGUCAUCAUCGGCGUGUUCUUUGCCAAGGACGACAUCGGAGUCAGCGGUGUUAUCGGCAGCGCCGUUUUCAAUAUAAUGUUCGUUAUAUCGAUUUGCGGGCUAUGCUCCGCAACGGCCUCCAAGUUGAACUGGUGGCCUCUCUGUCGAGAUUGUUUUUUUUACGCCAUCUCGAUCCUCGUGAUGCUUGGUGCGAUUUACAAUGAAUCGAUAUCUUGGAUGGAAUCUCUCUUCAUGUUGAUCAUGUACGGGGUCUAUUGCGUGGCGCUCUCGUUCAAUGUUAAAUUGGAACGUUGGGCGAAAUCGUACAACAUUCCGUUUCUGCCAAAAGACGACGAACCCGCCGAGGCGAGCGCCCUAGUGAGCUACAGGUCCUUACAGGAGGAUCGAGUGUCCUAUACCGGUCCCAAUUCACCGGUCACCGAUCAAAUAAAGAAUCAGGAAGGCAAUGGCAUUCAAGAGACGAUCGAGCAACACCAGCAACAACAGCAGCAACAGCAGCCAUCGGCACCGAGACAGCCCGAGUAUUAUAAAGCGAAGGAGCCCGAUCCCAACGAAGUGUCGCCCCUCGUGAUGCCGACGGACGGUAGCAAGUGGACCUUGUUUACCUGGGGCCUCGUGUAUCCCAUACAUUUUAUGUGUCGGGCGACAAUGCCGGAUUGCCGGCAAGAAAAAUGGCGGAGCUGGUAUCCCUUUACGUUUUGCAUAUCGAUGAUCUGGAUCAGUUUCUACAGUUACAUAAUGGUGUGGAUGAUCACGAUCAUAGGCAGUACACUGGGCAUUCCUGACACUGUGAUGGGAUUAACUUUUGUUGCCGCUGGUGUGAGCGUGCCGGACGCUCUUUCCUCGCUGGCGGUUAUUAAGGAGGGUCUCGGCGACAUGGCGGUCAGCAACGCCGUAGGCAGCAAUGUCUUCGACAUUCUUGUAUGCCUCGGUCUUCCGUGGUUCAUCCAAACCGCUAUGAUACAGCCCGGUUCGCACGUAAACGUCACUAGCAGAGGUUUGACGUAUUCUACUGUUUCUCUACUAUCAACGGUGGUAUUCCUAGUAAUGGCGACACACUUGAACGGCUGGAAACUGGACCGGCGAUAUGGCAUGGUCCUGAUGAUUUGGUACUUAAUAUUCAUCGUGUUCGCGUCGCUCUACGAGCUCAACGUCUUCGGAGAGAUGAAUCCACCAGCAUGCCCCAGUAUGUUCUAAUGCAAAGACGCCUCGUUCGUUUUCGACCUUUGCUUUGCUCAAACGCGGAACGAUCGUCCGGAGCAAGAGUCGUCGUCCCGGCCGAUUGGCCCGCGAACGAUAACUCACGCACGGUCGUAAAUCGUCGUAAAAACGCUCAGCGACCUCGUUCGAACGUCCCUUUUCCCCUUUUCUUCUUCCUACUCAAUAACGAAGACAGCGAAAGACAGAAGGAAGCUUAGAAGGUAGCUGCAUGUCGGAAAAAAGUACGAUUUUUAGCUUGUUGUGAAAUUGUUGAAGCGACCGUACGAGAUUUUAGAUAAGAGUAAAGAGCUUGUCAUUGAGCUUUCUUUCUUUCUAGGCUGUUGUAGAGAAUCUCUAGACAAUAUGUACUCGCGCGUGAGUACACAGGCAUUGUAUCCUAUUGGUGCUACCGAAAGUGACAAAAGAGUAUUUUGCUUGCUUCCGUUCGACCAACGAGUUCCGAACGAUUUUUCACGCUCGAGUGAAAGUAUGGGAAAGUUUAUGAAUUUUUCCAAACAGCUAAGUUUUCAGACAGACAAUACGUGUGGCUACUAGUAUUAAAUUAUAAUUAUUAUACUAUUUGAUGACGUAUUAGCGGUAUCGACAUUUAUUUGCUAAACUCGGGAAUCGGCAGUCAAAUCGAUCGUCGUAAAAAAUUCCAAACUUCUCCAAUCUUAACUCUUAGCCACAGACCUCGUUGUACGUCGCGCGUUGUUUGAAUCGAUAUAGAAAAGAUGUGAUACGUUUUAUAUCAGCCAUAUCGCGCAAAUGCCUGAGUACCAUGGGAAGGAAAAUGCGUCUUGACAAUUAAUCAUUUUAUAUGUUAGAUUAAAAGAAUUAGAUUAAAAGGAUCCAGUAGAUUACGGCUUGUUAGAAUAGAUUUUAGGAGCGUUAUAUCUGCGGCUAAAUGUUAAGACUGUUCACUGUUCACGGUGCUGUGCGAAUCGCCGAGAGUCCAUGUCAUGACGGAACCGUUAAGAACAUGAAAUUCGAUAAGAGAAUGGGCAAGAGAAAUUCUCUCUGAGAUGUUGCAAUGUUAAGCGUGAUCCUUUAUUGUCCGACGUGAUUACACGAGAUUUCGGAAUAUAAUACGUAUUUGUAUAUUUUUUAAAUAUAUUUUCUAACGCGAUGUACGGAGCGCGACGUACUGUGUGAAAUGUGAGAUAAGAGAAAAUGUUUUCGCGCGUUUUUCAUGACGAGAGCUGGUACAAGUGAUUAUGGUUUAAUUUUAGUUUUUUUGAAAUGAAACUUUGCCGCCAUUCAAGUGCCGGCAUUGAAAUGAAACUUUGCCGCCAUUCAAGUGACCGGAAGAAACGAAACUUCGCGAGAUCAAAGGAAAUCCCUCGUUAGCGUGAGUGUAAAAUGUAAAAUUACUUUUUUUUUUAAAACAGCAAAAAAGUAGAAAGAAAAGAAAACCUUAUAAGGCGGCACGCAACGAAUCGAGUGAAUUAUUCGCGAGAGAUAUAUAAAUAUUUUGAUGCCGAUAAAGCGCGGAAAAUUCGCGAGAACGGUGGAGCAAGCGAUAGUUCAAUUUCUGUCAAAAAGAGACGGAAGGAAGGAAAGGGGAGGGAGUGGGAGAAUUGGUUCUCCACGAGGGCGAACGAGCGCUGAAAGUGACAAUAAUUAACGCAGCCUUAUCUGAUGAAAGUAUCUACAACCAGCACUAUUUAUACUGCGCGUUCCUUGAGACUUGAGAAAUUUGCAAAAGGGGUCACUUCUAAAUCGGUAGACGGGGCAAGAGGAACCUCCAUCCAUAUACACAUACGGUUUAAUUGACGUACCUCCGCUUCCGGGAUCCUUUGAUCUUUCGAGCGUACCGGAAUCGGUAUUGAUGACGACUGCGGAAUUCUUGUGCGACGAAAUUCUUGCAGGUAUCGCAAAAAACGAGCUGCUUCAAAAUUAAGAGAAAAAAAAGUUCAACUUACGCGUGCUUUACAUUCUUAAUUUGUCCCGCUUGACCGAAAAGCGAUAAAAAAGAUAGUAAUAUACAAAUUAAAUGAAGUUACGUUAAGUAUAUGGUGGAGAUAUUAAAAAUGAAAAUAUUGCCCGAGAAAAAUCCUGAUAAAAUUUAUUCAAAUAACAAAAUGAAAAAUUUAUUAAUAUGAUAUAAUGUUUCUCAACAAGUUUUCUCUCAUAUAUAAAUUAUUUUUGAAAAUCCUGCGGGUGUUUCGUCAAUACAGCUCGUUGAGCUGCAUCUUUAUUGAAUCAGCUGUUUCCUUAAAAUCGGACGAUCGCGGGUACGCGAUCUAUAAAAAAAUCGCAAGGAUCGCGCAGACGCUUUAGUGUGAUUAUAUAAAUUUAGCGUACAUAUAAUAUAUAUAACGCGAAGAAGCUUAGAUCGUAAUGACUAUUGAUCGUUCAACGUGUUUGUUCACUACGUUUGUCCGUUAUUGUUAGUACGUUAGAGCGAUUUAUGCAUAUGGAUAUUAUAUUAUUAUUAUUAUUAUAUUAUAUAUAUACAUAUAUAUAUAUAUAUAUAUUCGCGUUGCGAUGCGUUCGGUGCCGAUGGCGAAGUGGCCGAGAUGUGCCUCGAGGCCUUAUUCGAUCUACAAUCGAGACGAGACCGGAAGUGCAGCCGGACGCGAGCGUCUCGGCGUCAGAUGCAUCGCCGCUCACGGCUUCCAGAUUUAGGAAGCGCCGACCGACAGUAAAAAAAGAAGGCGCCUUAGAUCUUUCAUUAAAAAGCGGACCAGUCUCGCCGUCGAUUUCGCGGGCUCCGUACCGCGGCGUCGGUCGCAUAAUUCGAGGAGAUAUACAUCGAACCUGGUGAGCGAGCUUCGUUCGUGCGCACGGAGAAACGAGGGGAAUCGUCAGGGGCGCGCCAUGAUCGCCCUCAGACUUUACAAAACUAGGCUAAUUACGAGAAUUACACUCCCUGUUUAAAAAACUGAUAAAAGAAAUGAUGGAGGCAGGAUUUAAACUUUAUUGAAAUUUUAUUAUAAGAUUAUCGUUUUAAUCGGAUUCACAUCUGAGCUGCUACACAGUUAUUUUUAUUGUUUCUCUUAACAUCUUUUAUUUAAACAAUUAAAUAUUAAUUGAAUAUGUAUAUGUAUAUUUUUUUAUACACUUGUCAAGUUGUUCAAUCUAAUCUGAAAAUAAUUUACUUUAGAAAAUGACAGAUAAUUUAUACAUAUGUAAGGAAUAUUAAAACUAUUUAUAUAUAAAAACAUCAAAUCUAAGAUUAAAAUAUUACAUCAAGUAUAAACUGAAAACGUGAUAGGAUAAUGUCAAUUUCAAGAAAACUUUGUUAGACAUGGAUUAAAGAUGAUCAUUAAAUUAUAUGGUAGAUAACAAAAAAGAUAACAAAUCUGAAAUUUGAAUCAAAUAUGAUAGGAAUAUACAGAUUUUUGUAUCUAACUAUUUUAAGCAGGUAACGCGGUAGAGAUUCAAUCUAGUCUGAGGAAGCAAAAACCUGGCGACAUAACCGCCCCUGACGAGGAGAGCCGCGCGAGGAUCCCCGCGAGGGUAUCCGCAUCUCGAGCAUCAACGAAUGGAACGUUAGGGACUUGUAGAGUUUCUUAAAGGGGUCUAAUUUCCGGCGACUUUUUUUCUACCGCGCAGCCCGAAACCGUCGGCCGAACGCUCGACGAUCGCUCGGGGAACCGGUGUUGUUUAGAGUCAAUUCACCUGUGGCAAUUAUUAGUAGUAAUUAGAAAAGCGCCGGGCGACUUGGUGAGACCGGGGAGAAGAGGAUACGCGCGCGCGCGCGUCCCCUCCAUCCCUUACUUCUCGGGACGCCGUCCGAACGUCGAUCAAUUCGAGGGUGUCCUUAAUAGCGUGUAAUUGAAGUCAAUAACGUACCUUUUUAGACGUCUCUCUCUUUCUCUUUCUCUCUCUUAUAAUUGUAAUUCCAUGAAUCGCCCGUCCUUUAUGAUGUUCCCACUUACCUCCAGCGGUUUCCAGAGGAUCGCACGGGGAGGCCGACGACGAUAUACAUAUAUAGCCUAUCUUAUCACGCAUACACAGAGUACACUUGUACAAAACGCAGCAGGCAGGAUAAGGGACGACGUUAUACUCUGAUAACGUUAACACUGAUACGUAAAAUAUCAAGGGUAGAAUGUCGAAGAGCCGUCGGACGUAGCGGGGAUCGUGUUGUUGAUCUACCGGGGUAUAAUACGUAGAUUUUAUAUCACGACAUUAUGUACUUAGAUAAUAUACAUAUAUAUUACCGAUAUAUACCUAUAUACAUAUUACCUGAUUAAUUAAGUUUAUACAGCAGUGUAUUAUCCCAGUCUUCGUCGCGUAUACACAUUCGAAUACGUUCGUACCUGUUAAAUCGCGAAGGAAGGACUCCCUCUCCUCGCCUUGUCUCAUCACACGAUAAAUUUUUUGAUUAAUUUCCUCUUUCCGGGAUCUCCCCAAUGCCUCGCUUCGCAUAUUUCGAUCUCGCUCUCUUCUUUUUUGCAGUCAGAGACGCAAUAGCAGACGUAACCGGUCAAUUGCAGCUUCGAAAGUACAUAAUUAUAGCGAGAUAUACUUAUAUAAGCACAUAAAACAUACUUAAAGAGAAAAGAACUGUAUGCAACAUGAAGAAAGUAGACAUACAACGAAUACAACGACGUCUGCUGCCGUUGUGAUAGUCAAUCGCCUAUUUUUUGCGACUGUACCGCUUUCAGCCCUCCCUGUCGUACAAAUCUCCUUGAUUUUUCCUUUUCGCGCCUUGUUCACGUGCUGUCGUACAAAAAAGU